GUCACCUGCCCGUCUCCUCCUCCCGCCGCUGGCGCCUCCCCGGGGGUCCCCCAUCCCCCCCUGGCCCCCCCACCACCGGGACCCCCGGCUCCUCCCCUCCCCCACCGGACCCGCCGAGCCCCUCCCCCCACGCCCGGCCGGCCCCGCCGCCCCCGAGGACCCCGAGCGGCCGCUCCGGGCGGGGGGACCCCGGGGGGACCCCAACAGCAGCAGCAACAACAGCGCCCCCCGCAGCCCCCUGCAGCCAACCGGGACGAGCCCGGCCGCACCCACCCGCCGGAAAAAGGCGAUUCUUCCUCCUCUUCCUCCUCCUCCUCUUCCUCCUCUUCUUCUUCCUCCUCCCGCUCUUCCUCCUCGUCCGCCUCCUCUUCCUCGGGCCCACCCGGGCCCGUCUCGGCCCGGCCCCGCUCGCCUUGCCUGGAUAUUUAUGAUCCUUUCCACCCCACCGACGAGGAGAACCCGGGUUUGGGGGGCGGAGGAGGAGGAGGAGGAGGAGCCCCGGAUUUUGGUUACGGCAGCGGCGCCGCCUCCUCUUCGUCGCCCGGCAAAGAGGCCGAAGGCCGGCAGGACCAGAAGUACGACCCCUUCGACCCCACGGGUUCCAACCCCAGCUCGUCCCGCAGCAGCCCCAGCCCUGAGGAGGAGGAGGAGGAAGAGGAGGAGGAGGAGGAGGAGGAGGAAGAGGAGGAGGAGGAGGAGGAAGAGGAGGAGGAGGAGGAGGAGGAAGAGGCGCCGGCGCUGCUGCCAGACGUUUCCCACAGCAUCAGCCGCAUCUCGGAGACCUUGGCCGGCAUCUACGACGACAACAGCCUGAGCCAAGACUUCGAGAAAGAUCCGGAACCGCCGAAAACUCCCCCGAACCCUCCCGGUGCCGACUCCACCCUGCCCGAGGAGGAGGACGAGGAUGAGGACGAGGAGGAGGAGGAGGAGGAAGAGCGCGAGGAAGGCUCGAGACGGCAGCGCCGGCCGCUGCCGAACCAGCGCCGUCGCCCCAAAACCCGGCGGCGGCGCCGCCCCAAGCAAUCGCUGCUGGGCGCCACUCCCGAAACCCUCCCGGCACCGCUGGCGCCGCGAAGUGGGGCACGCCGGGCGUACUCGGAGAUCGAGGAAGGGGAGAUCGUGCAGCCAGAGGAGGAGAGGUUCAGCCCAUUGAGGAUUUUCCGUGGGCGGUGGCAGCGGUGGUGGUGGCACUACCGGCUCGGCGCCGGGCGCCGCUCGAGGGCCGCGCCAGGCCGGAGCCGCGAGCGCCGCGGCUCCCCAGGGCGGCGACGAUUUCCUGUCUCCACGCCGAUUCUGAUGAAGAAGCGUAUUUCGCGCCGAAUCCCAACCGGAUCCGCUGGAAAACGGGCGGCGGCGGCGCACCAGCGCCGCUUCGCGCCGCCGCCGCCGCGUUCCGCUGGCUGGCGCCAGGAAGAAAUCCAAACGAUCCCGGAACGCUGGCGGUUCGGGAGCGCCUGGCCGGGCGCCAAGAAAGCUCCGGAACCGGGCGCCGAAUCCAAAGAGCGUACACCGGCGCCGCGGGUCAGGUCGCGCCGCGGGCGCCGGGUCGGGCGCCAAGGUCGAGGGAGAACGGCGCCGGGCGCCGCCGGGCAGCUCCGGGCGGUCGCGGCACAAAGAGAAGCACCGCGGGGAGAAGAAGAAGAAGAAGCAACGCUCGAGGUCCCGGGAACGCCGCGGGUCGCGGAGGGACGGCGGCGACGGGAAAGCGGCGGAGAAGGGGCGAGGGCGCCGCGGGGCCGCGGUGCGGUGCCGCCGGUGCAGGAGCUGAACGACUCGGAUCUUUUUGCCAUCAAAAGAACCAUCACGGUGAAUCGGCGCGCGGCGACGCCGGAACCCAAACGGGAGGUUCUCUACGAUUCCGAAGGGUUGAGCUUUGAGGGAUUUUCCGACCGCGAGCACGCCGAGUUCCCGGCGAGGAAAACCGAGGUGAGGCCGGCGGCGGAGCCCGGAAAGAAGGAGAAGGAGAGGAAACGGAGCCGCCCCGAGGAGAGGCCGACGGGGAGGGAGAAAUACAAGAAAAAAUUCAAGGAUUACGCCGAGCCCGCCGCGGCGGAGAGCGGGAAAAGCAAAGAGAAGCAGCGCGAGAAAAGCGGCAGGAAAGGGAAAACGGGAGGCGGGCACAAGGAAGGGGCGGAAACGGCGGCGCCGAGAGCGCCCGCGGCGGCGCCCAGGAAGGUGAAGCUCCAAUCCAAGGUGUCGGUGUUGAUCCGGGAGGGCGUCAGCUCCACCACGACCACCAAAGACGGUGGAGGCGGCAGCGGCGGCGGCGGUGCCGGCAUCGGGGUGAAAUUCGCCCGCGAUGCCGAGAGCCGGGCGGCGUUCCUGAAAGCCGAGGAGAAAACGCAGAAAGGCACCCCCAAAAACGACGGGGGGCCGGCGCGAGACGGAGGUGUGAAACCGCGCAAGGUGAAAGCGUCCAAAGUCAAGGGAGGGGUGAAGAAAGUCAAAGUCAAAGCCAAGGGCGAGGCGAGGAAGAAGAGGAAGACCAAGGUGAAGAGCGGCGGCGGCGGCGCUUUGAAGAAAUCCAAAGCCGACAGCCAAAGCGCCGCCACCCCUCCUCUCCCCCCUCCCCGCCGCGGGCGCCACCCCCCAAACCCCGCCCGGCCGCCCGCCGCCCGCCGAAGCGCGAAGCUGACGCCGGACUCGCAGACGGUGGACAGCAGCUGCAAGACCCCCGACGUGUCCUUCCUGCCCGAGGAGGGCUCCGGGGGACACCCCCAGAGCGCGGGCAGCGAGGGACGGGCCCGGGGAGCCCCCGAGGGGGGACCCCGAGGCCACAGCCGCAGCGAGGGCAAGGAGGAGGCGGCGAGAGGCGGCGGCGGCGGCGCCCGGAGCGGGCGGCGACGGGCAACGGGCGGGCGCCGGGGAUGGAGCCUGCAGGGCGGCGUGGACUGCGCCACCAGCGGCGUGCUGGCACUUUUUGGGGGAUGGAGCCUGCAGGACGGCGUGGACUGCGCCACCAGCGGCGUGCUGGCACUGACGGCGCUGCUGUUCAAGAUGGAGGAGGCCAACCUGGCCAGCAGGGCCAAGGCCCAGGAGCUGAUCCAGGCCACCAACCAGAUCCUGAGCCACGGCAAGGCCGCCCCCCCCCUGGGGCCCCCCCAGGCCCCCGGGGCCCCCCCGGGACCCCCCCAGGUGCCCCCCCCGUACCUGCUGCCCCUGGGCGGGGGCGGGGCGGCCGCCGCGCCCCCAACCCCCACCCUGCCCGGCCUGGGCGGCGCCGGGGGGGACAGGAGGGACAGCGAGGGCAGGGGGGACAGCGACAAGUACCUGAAGAAGCUGCACACGCAGGAGCGGGCGGUGGAGGAGGUCAAGUUGGCCAUCAAACCCUUCUACCAACGCAAGGACAUCACCAAGGACGAGUACAAGGACAUCCUGCGCAAGGCCGUGCACAAG
Camarhynchus parvulus is the source of this 3396-nucleotide messenger RNA. RefSeq names its product SR-related CTD associated factor 1 (gene SCAF1). The record is from RefSeq and is a predicted model, not a curated record. Gene Ontology annotation, molecular function: RNA polymerase II C-terminal domain binding. NCBI's taxonomy places the organism in Eukaryota, Metazoa, Chordata, Aves, Passeriformes, Thraupidae. The transcript is spliced from 8 exons. The annotation marks the transcript as partial.